UAGCACAAUCAGCACAAUUGUAAUCAUUGUAAAGUGUGACUGUGAGUGAUUCGGCACUUUAUACAACUUUAUAUAAAUUUUUUGAUAGUACAACAAUACAACAGAAUAAUUUUUUAAAUAAUUAAUAAAUAUAACAAACGAAUAAUGAGUGCUGUACGUGUUAUUAAUGAUGAUGGACAUUUCCAUGGAGAAUUAGCAAGUGCCGGUACAAAAUUGGUUGUCGUUGAUUUUACAGCAACUUGGUGUGGUCCAUGUCAACGGAUAGCUCCUGUUUUUGAGCAAUUAUCAACAAAAUAUCCUAAUGCAAUAUUUUUAAAAGUUGAUGUUGACAAAUGUGGUGAUACAGCAGCUGGACAAAAUGUCAGUUCAAUGCCAACAUUUAUAUUUUAUCGUAAUCGUACGAAACUUGGUCUUUGUCAAGGAGCAAAUCCACAAAAUCUUGAAGCUAAAAUAAUUGAAUAUUAUGGAGGUGGUGAAGGUGAUGAUAACGGCGAGGGACCAGUUGCUGGACAUAUGGAUUUAACGACAUUUAUCAUGAAGGGACAAUGUGAAUGUCUCAAUGAAUCUGAUGAUCAUACAUUUGAACAUUGUCUUACACCUGAGGGUGGAUAUCUUGAGAGUGAUUGUGAUGAACAGCUGAUUAUGUCAUUCACCUUCCGACAAGCAGUCAAGGUUCAUUCAUUGAAAAUCAAGGCACCAACUGAUAAGGGACCAAAAAAUAUCAAGAUUUUCAUCAAUCAGCCAAGAACAAUUGAUUUUGACAUGGCUGUUUCAAAUACAAGUAUUCAAGAUCUUGAAUUCACUGAAAAAGAUCUUGAAGAAGGAAAUCCAGUUCCUCUUCGUUAUGUUAAAUUCCAGAAUGUUCAGAAUCUUCAAAUAUUUGUUCGUGAUAAUCAGGGUUCAACUGAGACAACUCAAAUUGAUCAUUUGUCAAUUAUUGGCUCACCACUUGCCACAACAAAUAUGGGUGACUUUAAAAGAGUUGCUGGUAAAAAAGGCGAAAGCCAUUGAAAAUAAAUAAACUGAUUUUUUUAAUUAUCAGCAACGUUUCAUUAACAUUUUUCUAUAUUAUUGAGUUCAAUUAUGUUUUUUUUUUUUUUUUUUUUAAUCAUCAGUCAAAUGAUUAUGUGCAUAAAUAUA
Molecule: messenger RNA, 1140 nt
Organism: Aphidius gifuensis
Lineage: Eukaryota; Metazoa; Arthropoda; Insecta; Hymenoptera; Braconidae
Gene: Txl
Product: thioredoxin-like protein 1
Exons: 4
Coding region: 145-1011 (288 amino acids)
Source: RefSeq, a predicted model, not a curated record